Brassica rapa (field mustard) is the source of this 1169-nucleotide messenger RNA. RefSeq names its product 50S ribosomal protein L9. Gene Ontology annotation, biological process: translation. Gene Ontology annotation, molecular function: structural constituent of ribosome. The record is from RefSeq and is a predicted model, not a curated record. Lineage: Eukaryota; Viridiplantae; Streptophyta; Magnoliopsida; Brassicales; Brassicaceae. Gene Ontology annotation, cellular component: ribosome.
ACCGCAACAAGUGUUUGUUAAUUAAUCAUCCUUAUACAAAACGCUUAGCCACCGAUAAGAAACGGCGAGGCGUUUCUUUGGUUUUGUUAGAAACAUCGAAGCGUUCUAUAACCCUGAAUCCUUAAACGCCUUGUCGUUUCUCUUCACAUGACUGCUAAAACCUCGCCUGUGGUUCCCGUGAAAAAAAGAGACGUCGAAUCGUAUCGUACCGCCGUCGCCGCUUCACCGAGAAUCUGGUUGAAUCUUCAAAUGGCUCAUGUGGCGCAAAGCCGAAACGUGAUUCGGCACGUAGUAUCGAGAGGAACAGCUUUCCACAAAUACGAAAAUGCGAUCCAUCAUCCUCUCCUUUUCGCCUGUCAAGGAGUUCGUUACAGAAAACUCGAAGUCAUUCUCACCACGGGCAUAGAGAAGCUUGGGAAAGGUGGUGAGACGGUGAAGGUAGCUCCUGGUUACUUCAGGAAUCACCUUAUGCCCAAACUCCUUGCUGUCCCCAACAUUGACAAGUAUGCUCAUCUCAUCCGUGAGCAACGCAAGAUGCGUAACUAUGAAGAAAAGGAAGAGGUUAAGGUGGUUCAUAAGUCUUCAGAAGUGCAGACUAAAGAGUUUGAAAAGGCAGCUAAGCGCCUCGCCAAUGCCAACUUGGUGUUGAGGAAGUUAAUUGACAAGGAGAAGUUCAAAAACCGCUCCUCAAAGGAGGACAAACCAGAUGUGCAAACACCUGUGACAAAAGAAGAGAUAGUCUCUGAGGUGGCGAGGCAGCUGUGUGUGAAGAUUGAUCCGGACAAUGUGGUUCUUACGGAGCCAUUGGCAACUUUUGGGGAGUAUGAGGUUCCUCUGAAGUUCCCCAAGACUAUUCCUUUGCCACCAGGAACUGUUCAAUGGAUUCUCAAAGUCAAAGUCCGUGGCCAUUAAGAUCUUGUACCAUAGAAACUCUUCUAUGAUAGUUUUUCUACUCUAGUCUGUUUCAUGUAGCCAUGGAAUUGCAGAAAAGCAUUAGGCCUGUUCGUUUACUAAACGCGCUGCGUCAACACUAGCGGCUGAAAUUUGUUUGUAAUUUUCUUCUGCACUGAUCGCUGGUGAAGGAAAAACGAGAACGCGCGUUAGAAUGAUCGAUGGAAUCCAGUGAUGUUUUUGCCGCUGAAAUAACUAGCGUCACUGUUUAUCUUUUC